CCGACACCUCCCACCAUGGACAGCUUCGACUUAGCUCUGCUCCAGGAAUGGGACCUCGAGUCACUGUGUGUCUAUGAGCCAGAUAGAAAUGUGUUACGGAGGAAAGAACGAGAAAGGAGAAAUCAAGAGACUCAACAGGAUGAUGGCACGUUUAAUUCCAGUUAUUCCCUCUUCAGUGAACCCUACAAGACUAACAAGGGGGAUGAGCUCUCCAACCGGAUCCAGAAUACUUUAGGCAAUUAUGAUGAAAUGAAAGACUUUUUAACUGAUAGAUCUAAUCAGAGUCAUCUCGUUGGCGUUCCCAAACCUGGGGUUUCUCAGGCUCCUGUGAACAAGAUCGAUGAACAUUUUGUUGCAGAUUCAAGAGCCCAGCCCCAGCCCUCAUCUGUCUGCAGCACUGCAUCUUCCGCACCAGCAACUGUCCCUGUGCAGCAGAGUAAGAGGGGCACCAUGGGCUGGCAGAAGGCUGGGCACCCGCCUCCUGAUGGCCCACAGAGAGCAACACAACAGGGCUCUCUCAGGACCUUGCUUGGAGAUGGUGUUGGCAGACAGCAGCCACGAGCCAAACAAGUGUGCAAUGUAGAGGUGGGUCUUCAGACCCAGGAAAGACCACCUGCUAUGGCAACCAAGCACAGCAGCAGUGGACACUGUGUUCAAAACUUUCCUCCAUCCCUGGCUUCCAAACCCAGCCUGGUCCAGCAGAAACCAACUGCAUAUGUGCGGCCGAUGGAUGGCCAAGAUCAGGCUCCCGAUGAGUCUCCGAAGCUUAAGUCAUCCACGGAAACCAGUGUGCACUGCACGUCCUACAGGGGAGUCCCGGCCACCAAGCCAGAGUCCACCAGAGCCAAGGCCAAGCUUUCCAAGUUCAGCAUCCCCAAACAAGCAGAGGAGAAUAGAUCUGGAGAAACCAACAGCUGUGUGGAAGAAAUAAUUCGGGAGAUGACCUGGCUACCACCACUUUCUGCUAUUCAGGCACCAGGCAAAGUGGAACCAAGCAAAUUUUCAUUUCCAAAUAAGGACUCUCAACUCGUUUCCUCCGGACACAAUAAUCCAAAGAAAGGUGAUGCUGAGCCAGAGAGUCCAGACAAUGGCACCUCGAAUACAUCAAUGCUAGAAGAUGACCUUAAGCUAAGUAGUGAUGAAGAGGAGAAUGAACAGGCAGCCCAGAGAACCGCUCUCCACGCUCUGUCUGACAGCGCCGUGGUCCAGCAGGCCGACUGCAGAGCCUCCGUGCCCUCCAGCAAGGGCAGCAGCAGCGGCAGCAGCAGCAGCGGCAGCAGUUCGUCCAGCGACUCGGAGAGCAGCUCCGGAUCCGACUCCGAGACCGAGAGCAGUUCUAGCGAGAGUGAGGGCAGCAAGCCUGCCCACUAUUCCAGCCCUGAGGCUGAGCCCGCAUCCUCUAACAAGUGGCAGCUGGAUAAAUGGCUGAACAAAGUUAACCCCCACAAGCCGCCUAUUCUGAUCCAAAAUGAAAGCCACGGCCUGGAAGGCAGUCAGUACUACACCCCGGGGAAAGACCAAGCGCAGGACUGCGGGAAACUCCCCGACAGCUGCCAAACCAGCCUGAGAGAGAAGGACAUCAAAAGCGCCUGCAAAGAAGAGCAGAGGCCAAGGACAGCCAACAAGGCCCCCGGGACAAAGGGGGUGAAACAGAAGUCCCCGCCCGCGGCGGUGGCCGUGGCCGUGGCCGUGACUGCAGCCGCCCCGCAGCCCACGGUCCCCGGGGCGCCCUCGGAGAGCGCGCCCACACCCACGCGGAGGUCUGCAGGCAAGAAGCCCCCCAGGCGCACCGAGAGGACCCCUGCCAGCGAUAGUGCUAACUGCCCACGGCCCGAGGAGCCGGCGGAUGCGCUGGGGGCGAGCGCAGCGAUUGCUCCGGAGCCCACCAAAGCCAGGCCCUGUGCCAACAGCAGGACGAGCCACCGCAAGGAGCUGCGCACCUCAGUCACCUGCGAGAAGCGUCGCACGCGGGGACUGAGCAGGAUUGUCCCCAAGUCCAAGGAGUUCAUUGAGACAGAGUCGUCAUCUUCGUCUUCCUCCUCAGACUCCGACCUGGAGUCAGAGCAGGAGGAGUACCCUCUGGCCAAAGCGCAGGCCGUGGCCGCCGCCUCUGCGAGUGACCAGAGGCUCAAGGAGGCUGCCAGCAGCGUCAGCAGUGGCGGCGGCCCCCGCGCUCCGGUGGGCUCCAUCAACGCCAGGACCACCAGUGACAUCGCCAAGGAGCUGGAGGAGCAGUUCUACACGCUGGUUCCCUUCGGCCGCAACGAACUUCUCUCCCCUCUGAAGGACAGUGACGAGGUCAGGUCUCUUUGGGUCAAAAUUGACCUGACCCUCCUGUCCAGGAUCCCAGAACACUUGCCCCAGGAGCCGGGGGUCUUAAGCACUCCUGCGGCCAAGGACGCUGAGAGCGCCCCUCCAGGCCACCCAUCCGACACACCCUUAGAAAAGACUUUGCCAAAAUCCAAGAGGAAACGCAAGUGUGACAAUGAAGACGACUACAGGGAGACCAAGAAGGCCCAGGGGGAGAAGGAGGGCUCCUCACGACUGGCCGCAUCUGCGAAUCAUUGCAACACAAACAGCUUGGCAAUACCCAUAAAUAAAAAUGAAAAAAUGCUCCGGUCGCCCAUCUCACCCCUCUCCGACGCCUCUAAACACAAAUACUCCAGUGAGGACUUGACGUCUGCCAGCAGGUCCAACGGCAGUGGCUUGUUUCCUUCCACCACCGCCAACAAAAAGCUGAAGUCCGAGAACCAGCUGCAGGCUCAUGCCGCAGACCUCACGAAAGCAGCUCACCACAAUUCGGAGAACGUCCUCCACAAGUCACGGCCACAGACAGAGCCGUGGUCCCCAGGCUCCAGCGGCCACCGGGACUGCAAGAGACAGAAGCUCAUCUUCGACGAUAUGCCUCGCAGUGCAGAUUAUUUUAUGCAAGAAGCUAAGCGGAUGAAGCAUAAAGCAGACGCGAUGGUGGAAAAGUUUGGAAAGGCUUUGAACUACGCAGAAGCAGCCUUGUCAUUCAUUGAGUGUGGAAAUGCAAUGGAACAGGGCCCAAUGGAAUCCAAAUCUCCUUACACAAUGUAUUCAGAAACAGUGGAGCUCAUCAGGUAUGCCAUGAGACUAAAAACACACUCAGGCCCCAAUGCCACACCAGAGGAUAAACAACUGGCUGCAUUAUGUUACCGAUGCCUGGCUCUCCUGUACUGGCGGAUGUUUCGACUCAAAAGGGAUCAUGCUGUAAAGUAUUCAAAAGCACUUAUCGACUAUUUCAAGAAUUCAUCUAAAGCUGCCCAAGCCCCAUCUCCAUGGGGGGCCGGUGGAAAGAGCACUGGAACCCCAUCCCCCAUGUCUCCCAACCCCUCCCCCACCAGCUCCGUGGGAUCUCAGGGGAGCCUCUCCAACACCAGCGCCCUGUCCCCCUCAACCAUCGUCAGCAUCCCACAGCGCAUCCACCAGAUGGCCGCCAAUCACGUCAGCAUCACCAACAGCAUUCUCCACAGCUACGACUACUGGGAGAUGGCGGACAACCUGGCCAAGGAAAACAGAGGGCCUCCUGUUCCUAACCUACCUUCAUCUUCACGGUGGGAGAUUAGACACAGGGAUGAUAUAGAUACAAAUGAUAUUACAGGUACAGACACAUAG
This is a messenger RNA of Molossus molossus (Pallas's mastiff bat), 3639 nucleotides long. It is a transcript of the gene AFF3, whose product is annotated as AF4/FMR2 family member 3. The coding region runs from base 16 to 3639 and encodes 1207 amino acids. The record is from RefSeq and is a predicted model, not a curated record. The transcript is spliced from 22 exons. Gene Ontology annotation, cellular component: super elongation complex; nucleus. NCBI's taxonomy places the organism in Eukaryota, Metazoa, Chordata, Mammalia, Chiroptera, Molossidae. Gene Ontology annotation, biological process: regulation of gene expression.